AUGCUGCGCGAAGAAGAGUGCUACUUUGAAGGCUUAGUUUCACUUAGAUCUGGUACUUUUGUAGGAGAAGAAAAAGAAAGAGAGGAAUCAAAGGUUGUGAGCUGCAUUUCUUCUGCCUCUAUUGUAAACCUUGGACUAACCCUAAUCCUUCAGGGAACACUAGUAGGUCACAGUGACAUGGUCACAGCCAUUGCUUGUCCAACCGACAACCCCAACAUGAUCGUUUCAUCAUCUCGUGACAAGUCGAUCCUUGUUUGGACUCUGAAUAAACAAGAAGGUAACUAUGGAGUUCCUAAACGUCGUCUUACAGGUUAUAAUCAUUUCGUUCAAGAUGUUGCAUUAUCAUCUGAUACUCAGUUUGCAUUAUCUGGUUCAUGGGAUGGUGAACUACGUCUUUGGGAUCUCAACACCGGUGUUACUACACGUAGAUUCGUUGGUCAUACUAAAGAUGUAUUAUCAGUUGCUUUCUCUACUGAUAACAAUCAGAUUGUUUCUACUUCAAGGGAUCGUUCGAUUAAGAUGUGGAACUCUCUGGGUGAAUGUACGUAUACAAUCCAGGAUGGUGUUUCACAUACUGACUGGGUGAGUUGUGUUAGGUUUAGCCCAAAAACAUUUGAACCAAUUAUCGUUUCUGCUUCAUGGGAUAAGCCUGUAAAGGUUUGGAAUUUGAUUAGUUGUACGUUGAACUAUACUUUAGCUGGACAUGGUGGGUAUGUGAACACUGUUGCUGUUUCACCUGAUGGUUCAUUAUGUGCAAGUGGUGGUAAACAUGGUGCUGCGUUGGUGUGGGAUAUGGAUGGCGAGGGUGAGAAAUUGUAUUCACUUGAUGCUGGUGGUAUUAUCCAUGGUUUGUGUUUUUGUCCAACUAGAUACUGGCUUUGUGCUGCUAGGGAGGCAGGAGUUAAGAUUUGGGAUCUUGAGAGUAAGAGUCUCGUUCAGGAUUUGAAAGUCGAACCUGAGCCAGGAAAGAACAAGGCGGUUUACUGCUCAAGCGUGAAUUGGAGUUCGGAUGGAAAUACUCUUUUCGCUGGGUACACAGAUGGCUCCAUUAGAGUUCGGGGUUACUAA
Messenger RNA from Papaver somniferum (opium poppy), 1068 nucleotides. RefSeq names its product guanine nucleotide-binding protein subunit beta-like protein. Gene Ontology annotation, biological process: positive regulation of protein phosphorylation; rescue of stalled cytosolic ribosome. Lineage: Eukaryota; Viridiplantae; Streptophyta; Magnoliopsida; Ranunculales; Papaveraceae. The coding region runs from base 1 to 1068 and encodes 355 amino acids. The transcript has a single exon. Gene Ontology annotation, molecular function: protein kinase C binding; translation regulator activity; ribosome binding. Gene Ontology annotation, cellular component: nucleus; cytosol. The record is from RefSeq and is a predicted model, not a curated record.